Esox lucius (northern pike) is the source of this 2336-nucleotide messenger RNA. RefSeq names its product pseudouridine synthase 7 like (gene pus7l). Gene Ontology annotation, molecular function: pseudouridine synthase activity; RNA binding. The record is from RefSeq and is a predicted model, not a curated record. The transcript has 10 exons. Gene Ontology annotation, biological process: pseudouridine synthesis. Bases 233 to 2269 code for a protein of 678 amino acids. NCBI's taxonomy places the organism in Eukaryota, Metazoa, Chordata, Actinopteri, Esociformes, Esocidae.
UGCGGAAGAAUUACAAUGCUAUGCAAACCGUUCUUUAUAUGUGUAUGUUUAUUAGACAUUUCUUUAGCAGUAAACCACUUUAUGCCGUAAUUGUCAUUGAAAAAAUAGUUGAAAGAUGUUUCCCGCUGUUGGUUGAGCUUGUUAAACAGCGUAAUAUGCCAGCUAUGGUGUAAGCCUGAAUGCUGUUGUUAAAUGGGUUAAUUGAACGACUAAAACGACCUUAUCAGAUGAAAUGAAAAUGGAAGAGGAUGCAAAUGGCCUUUGGCGCUACAUCUCAGAACAUGAAGGCUUCUAUGGAACCAUCAAGAACUACACCAAAGACUUUAUAGUUACAGAGAUCGACAUCCAUGGACAGAUGGUCACUAAUCCCAGUACGUCUGAUGGUCAGUCAUCUAACGUUACUGAGGCAUGCCCCAGUGUCAACAAGUCUGAUAGCGGGAAGAUUGUAAACCCAAAAUGUAGCCUUAAACCAGAGGAAUAUACUCCGGAUCGUAGGGAUACAGAACCUUGUCAGAAUGGGGACUCUUUUGACUUAAGCUUGAUACUGGGUCAGGAUGUCAAUGAAGAAAUUGAGCGAUUCACUGUCAAGCUGAGAGAAACAUCAUGGAAUCCCAGUGACAGCUGUGGGGAGAAGUUGGCCUAUGAAGAGUUGUCUCUGGGUUCUUUCCCAGACAAACACCAAAGAGCCAAUGUCCACCGUGCUGUCCGACACAACUUUCCCUUCCUGUUGACGGUUACCAACCAGUCAGAGAUCAGGGUGAGGGAGGACCCUGACUUUAAGCACCUUUCAGGUUUGGUCUCAGAGGAAGAGGCUGAAGACUUUUUCAGGUUCAUAGACGCCAAGAUUCCCAACUCUGUGUACACCUUCAAGAGUGAUGACCAAAAGGUGCACAGGACAGCCGUUCAUCACUUCCUCAGUAAGAGGUUUGGGAAACUGGUGGAGACCAAGAGCUUCAGUGACCAAGAAAACAAGACCGCAAUAACGGUGAGGUUGAGAGAAAAACCAAAGAAGAGGACCGCUGAUGAGUGUAGCAAAGAGGUUUAUACAGCGUUCAUCCUGAAGAAGGAGAAUCUGGAGACUCUGGAGGCUAUCAGCUACUUGGCUGCCAUCCUGGGGGUCCUGCCCUCUGACUUUACCUACGCUGGCAUCAAGGACAAGAGAGCCAUCACCUACCAGUCCAUGGUGGUCAAGAAGAUAACACCACAACAGCUGAAGGAGAAGGCCGGUGAGUUUGAGAAGAGAGGCAUGGUCCUCUCCUCGUUUCGCUCCGUCUCCGAACCCCUCCAUCUGGGCAGACUCCAGGGGAACCACUUUGACCUGCUGGUUCGGGACCUGAGACCGCACGGCCAGGAUCGGACCGGCUUGGACUCACUGGUGGAGGAAGCAGUGGAGAAUGUUAAGGUCAGGGGGUUUGUGAAUUACUAUGGACCGCAAAGGUUCGGGACUGGACAGAGUGUUCAGUCGGACUGUGUUGGACUCGCCCUGCUCCGAGAGGACAUGGUGACAGCGAUUCGACUGUUCCUCACGCCGGAGGAGGGCGAUGGCCCUCAGAGUGUUGCCAAGAGGCACUUCAUCCAGACAGGUAACGCCAAGGAGGCCCUGGCAUUGAUGCCCGCGUCCAAGGCCAGGGAGAGACUGAUGCUGAGAGCCCUCCACCGAUACGGCACAGGCCCAGACGGCUGCACCCGAGCCUGGCUCAGCCUUCCCCACGGCAUGAGGGUUUUCUACCUGCAUGCAUACUGCAGUCGGGUCUGGAAUGAGGCAGUUACACACCGACUGACCACGCUGGGCCACAAGGUCCGGCAGGGAGACCUGGUCCGGGGGAAGAACGGAGGACGAGCAGAGGCAGGGGAACCCAGCCCACCUCAGAUUCACGCUGUUACAGCCGCAGAAGAGGAGGAGGGAGCCUUCUCAUUAGCGGAGGUGGUUCUUCCCAUACCCGGGAACAGCGUGAAGUACCCAGAGAACGCUGUGGGAACAUGGUACCAGGAGAGACUGACCCGGGACGGGCUGCAGAGCUGUCGUUUCAGAGUCUCUUCUCUCAAACUGAACCUCCCUGGCUGCUACCGCCCCCUCCUGGCACUCCCCCGGAACCUGAGCUACAGACUAGAGAGGCAGGGGGGUGGGGGGAGUCACCAAGAGACCAACAGUAAGUCACCACUUGGAAAUCUGGAUGCAGACACACCCAACAUGUUGUUGAACUUUGACCUGGAUACUUCCUGCUACGCCACUGUUUGCCUUAAAGAGGUCAUGAAAUGUGACCCGUAGCCUAGAGAUUAUAGUUAUAGGUGCUUUAAUGUUCUAAAGUGUGUCAUUAAAAAUGUCUGCUUAUAAA